Priapulus caudatus is the source of this 484-nucleotide messenger RNA. RefSeq lists its product as uncharacterized. The record is from RefSeq and is a predicted model, not a curated record. The coding region runs from base 38 to 484 and encodes 148 amino acids. NCBI's taxonomy places the organism in Eukaryota, Metazoa, Priapulida, Priapulimorpha, Priapulimorphida, Priapulidae. The transcript is spliced from 2 exons.
GAAGCUGCCAUAUUUGUGAUCGAGCGAAAAAUCUUGAAUGAUACAAAUGUUCAAGAAAACGCGCAGAAAAUUUCGACAGCGAGUCGCGAGGAGCGACUCGGACGAGGAAAACCACACGAAGAAUGAAGAGGCGAACGAGACGAAGGAAGAACAGCCGGAGAUUCCCGGAGUUGAGGUGACGGCGCCCUCCGAAACGCCAGCGAAGGAGAAAAAACGUCGAGACAGGUUGAAAAAACACGAGCAACAGGCAGCGUCACCGCGGCCCUUAGUCUCGUUCGAACCGCACGACGAAGAAGAGGGCGAAGUUUUCAAGGUCAGGAAGUCGAGCACGAGUCGACGAAUCGCGAAGCAGCUACGGCGGGAGAAGUGCGACAUUGAACCGCAAGACGAUGCGGGCGGACAGGACGACGCGGCGGCGGAGUCGCCACCACCAGGGGAAUACUCUGAUGUUAAGAUCAAAGUGGGUUAUUUAGGCACGUUUUGA